AUGGGCAAACUACGGCUCUCCUUGGCCAAGAACGCCGGUGCCGGUAAGGGCACCGUCAGCAGCGUCGUGCUCGUCGAGCCGCGGCACGACGAGAUCGCAAAAGCGGCCAACAACAAGCUCAACCUCAGGCUCAAGAGCACCCGCAACGUUCGGCUAUUUCUCAAGCAGAGGGUGGGCGUGCACGCGGCUGGCACCGAGCUGCCGGUUGGCGACUGUACAGACUACCUCGCCAACGACGUUGUCGUGCUGGUGAGCGUCGGCGAGGCCGCGGCCAGCCGACCCGCCUCGAGCUUUUGCGGCCUCGACAGGGCGGCGCUCCCGCCGCUGCCACGCUGGCCCGCAAGCGACACUGGCGACGACGAGACAGACGAGGCGGUGGAGGCCACGCCAGCAUCCGCCGGACCGUCAUCAUCAGCAGUUUCUACAACAAGCUUCGCCGUGCCGAAUCUGCCGCGGCUACCCGUCUCUCAGGACCUGCGCUUCCACGGCCGGCACGUCGUGCUCGAGGGCGACGUCCUGCCGCUGAUCCGGCAGGCGGUCGCGGGCUGCAGCGGCUUCUCCGAGACCAACCACGGCCGCUACGUCGCCUUCGACUACAGCGCCGACCGCGGCGGCGGCGGCGUCGCCGGCAUGUUCCCGCCGCCCGAGCGCCACCACCGCGGCUCCCGCGAGCGCUGGUUCGCCGCGGCACGGCGCGAGUGCCGCGGGCUUCUGCUCUGCGCGGCAACGGGCGCCGUGUUGGCGCGGCGCUUCCACAAGUUCUGGAACAUCGACGAGGUGUCCGAGGCGGCGGCGGAGCACGUGGGCCCGCUGCGCCGCGGCCGCUGCUCGCUCCAUCUGAAGCUCGAUGGGUCGCUGGCGUCGCCGCUGCUGCUGCCCACGGUUGCCAGCGCCGCAGACGGCGGCACUGGCAGCGACGAGGCUGGCAACGACGCGCGUGGCGGCAGUGCUGGAGUAGAGGUGGCGAGGGCGGCGGCGGCGUUUGGCGUGCCGCUGGCGCCGCUGAUGUCGGUGGCGGACGCGCUCGGGUCGGACGGCACGCCGCCCGCGGCGGGCGCCGUGCUCCGCGUCGAGAGCGGCAAAAAGAGGGGCGGCAGCGCCGAGCUGUACAAGCUCAAGACCGACUGGUGGCUCAGUCUGAGCACCGCCUCCAAGCAGGCGGGUGGCGCAUCGUCGUCGUCGGCGGCGGCGGAGGGUGGCGGCGCGAGCUCUGGAGCGCCGAUGCUUUUGCGGCUGCUGAAGCUGCGGCCGUCGCUGCGGGCGGUGCCCGCCGAGGCGAUCUGGGCGGCGUGCCUCCACCCAAACUCGGACGACAUGCCCGAUGCGGUCGCGCCAACGAGACUCGCGCUGCAGGCCGAGGCGGAGGCGGCGGGCUGGGCGCACUCGCUGAGGGGCGCGGCAUCCCACGCAAAGCGCGUCGAGCGUCUGCAGCGGCUGCUGUGGCUGCGGUGGUCCGACGACUGGGCAGGCGAGGCGGCGCUUCCCCGCACCGCCACAACACGGGGCCUGAUGUCAUCAGACGAAGACUCGACGCUGGCGGUGGCGGUGCCGCCGUGCGAGCUGAUCCCGCUGGACGCGGCCGACGGCGUCAUCGAGGCGGCGCCGGAGGAGUACAUGCACAGCGAGGGGAAGCUGCUCGGCGAGUGGGAGGAGGUCGCACGGAGAUUCGGCACGAUCGACCUGCGCGUCGACCUGCAGCCGAGGCUCGCGCCGCCCGCCACGCACGACGACCACCACGGCGACAGCCGCCACGCGCUCUGGAUGGUGCAGUAUGGCAUCGUCCGCGGGUCCAAGAAGAGCUCGCCGGUGGGCGCGGGCGACGGCACGGCGGGCGCGUACGCGGCGGUGCUGAUGGCGACGGGCGUCGACUUCUCGGUGGCCGAGCUGUUCGAGGCGUUCGCGCUCAGCUUCGAGCUGCGCUGCUUUGGAUGGCGCAUCUUCUGCGAUCUCGACGGCGUCCUCGCCGACUUCGACGCCGGCGUGUCCGCGGCGGCCGCCGACGCGGGCAUGCGUGCCGCGGCGGCCGACCCAACGUGUCUCAGCACCGAGGGGCUGUGGAGGCUGGUGGGACGGCGCAAGGGCUUCUUCGAGAAGCUUCCGGUGGGCGCGCUGCCGGCGGGAGCAAAGGUGGCGUCGCUGGUGGUGCUGACGGGGCUGCCGGCAGGUAAGCUCGGCGCGCAGGCGCGCAAGCAGAAGGAGGCGUGGUGCCGGCGCGAGCUCGGCGCCGAGGUCGAAGUCAUCUGCUGCACGAGCCGCGAGAAGUGGAGGUUCAGCGACGGCGCCAACUCGGUCCUGAUCGACGACCGGCCCCACGACAAGCGCGCCGCGUGGGAGAGGACGGGCGGCGCCUUCGUGCACCACGAGGCCAUGGCGGCCACGCUUCGCGGCGCCGUCGAGGCGGCGACGCCCGCCGUCGGCAUCGACAUCGCUGUGCCGCGCGCGACCUCGGUCGCCGUCGACGUCGGCGGCGUGACGCAGGCGGAACGCGUCUUCCUCCUCCACCUUGGCGACGGCAGCGUUGGCCGCGUGGGUGAGACGCUGCGAUCGGCGCUGCUUGCUUUGCUCGGCAGCGAGGCGGUGGCCAAGCUCGGCUACGGCUUCGACGAGGACGUGGCGAGGCUGAGCGCGGCGCUGCGUUGCCGCCUCGUCGUCCGCAGUGUCGUCGACCUGCAGCAGAUCUACGCUACUUCCGCCAAGCUCGAGCUGCCGCCGCUGCACGCGGCGUGUUGGGCGGUGCUGGGCGCGAAGCUCGACAAGUCGAAGCUGCUGCAGUUCUCCGACUGGCGGAGCUGGCCGCUCUCGGGCGCGCAGGUGGGCUACGCGGCGGCGGAUGCCGACGUGCUGAUCGCGAUCGCGCGCGGCCUCUUCGGGCCGUCGCCGGCGUUGAUGAGGGCGUGGGCGUCGGCCGCCGCGUACGCCGGCGUCUUCCUCGAUGCCGCCAGCGUCGCGCUGCUGUCGUCGCGGAUGCCGCCCAAGCACGGCAGCAUCCCAGCCCAGCCGCACCUCACGCUCGCGCACAAGCCGAACGCGAGCACGACCCGCGCGCUGCGGCCGUGGGUGGGCACCACCGUCGAGCUGAUCCUGGGCGGCGAGGCGCACGACGCGCAGGGCCACGCGGUGCGCGUGGUGGGCGUGGCGCCGCCGCACGCCGAGCUGCUGUCGCUCUGCGAGAACGCGCACCCGCACGUGACCCUCUCGAGCGCCAUCGGCACGCCGCACGCCUACUCGAACGCACUGCUGGAGACGGCUGCGGCCAAGGCUUGUGCUUCUGACUCCACCGAUGGCGCCACCGCAACUGCUGCUGGAGUGGAUGGUGGCGCGGUGGUCGUGGUGCGUGGCACGGUGGGCUUCGUGCUGCAGGCGGCGGACAUCGGGCUGGGCGCGCUCCCCGCCAAGCUGCGUCAGCAGAUCGAGGACUUUGUCGACGACGCCCACCCGGGCUCCAAGCUGCGCCUCAAGCCCGAGCAGCUCGACGCGAGGGAGCGGCACCUGGUGCACGCGUACGCGGAGAGCUGCGGAGUGAUGAGCGAGAGCACGGGGAAGAAGGGCAAGGGCGCCGCCGACCAGCGCCGGCUGACGCUGACGAUACCGCUGCGCGGCAAGAAGAAGGUCGACGCGGGUGGUGGUGCCGACGGCGGUGGCGGCGCGGGAGGCACGAUUGCGCUGCGCGGGCUGAGCGGCAGCACGCCGGCGCUGCUUCCGCUGUGCCGCGCGCUGGAGGCGCUCGGCGAUGCUGCCGGAGCGGUGGCGCAGGAGGCAGGGGAGGCACCAACGGACGCCUCCAUUGGCACGCUUCCCAUCGGCCGCGACGGCCUGCUCGCAUUCGAGGAGACCAACCAGCUUGCCGAUCGCAAGGUCAUCAUCUUGGACGUGGAUGGCGUGCUGCAUCCCUUCUCGUCCACAUCGCCCUUCAGCGCGCCAUGCAUGGCGGCGCUGCGCAGCGUCGUCGAGCAGACGGGCGCGGCCCUCGUGCUCUCGUCGUCGUGGCAGGGCCUGCCGAGCACCGUCGCAAAGGUGAACGCUGCACUCGAGGCGCAUGGCUUGCCGCGCGUGAGUGCGCAGACGGUCUGCCCGAACGAGGCCGGGUACGCGAGCACUGGCGCAGACGCCAGGAGCCGUGCGAGCGAGAUUCUCCGCUGGGUGGAGGCCAAUGCGGACCGCUGCACCGGCGGCUGGGUUGCCAUCGACGACAUGCACCUGCAGAGGCUGCUGCCCGGCGGCAACUUCGUGCGUACCGAGGCCGAGGUUGGCCUGACGGAAGCCAACGCAUGCGCCGACGCCUUCUUCGCCGCCGGCGGCCACCUGACGCGCGAGCAGCGCCGGGAGUGCGGCGGCGACGCGAAGCUGCUGUACGCGCGCUCCUGGGACGCCUCGCUGCUGCAGCACGCGCACACGGCGUGCCGCGCAACCUUCGACGCCGCGCUGGGCCGCACUGCGCCUCUCGUGAUCGUCGACAACGUCAACGCGAAGCGGGAGCAGUACGCGUACUAUUCGCGCAGGGCGAGGCGCGCGGGCUACGCGGUGGUGGUGCUCGAGGUGGUGUGCCCCCCGGGGGAGGCGGCGCUGAGGGCCUUCCACGAGCGCAACGCGCACGGCGUGCCAAUGAAGGCGAUGCAGCUGAUACGCGCCAAGUGGGAGCACGACGACAGCGCAGCACGCAUUCUGCCGCACGGCGUGACCGCUACUGCGGAGUCGCUGCUGCGCUGGCUGAGCCGCAACCAGUGCGUGCACUACUCGCACUCCCGCGCCAAGACGCACCUGCUGAUGGCCGUCAACGGCGAGGCGGCGGCCUUCGUCAACAUUCCACCCGCGCUGCGCGGCGACUUCCAUGCAGUGUACGCGGCCGACGCGACGCCCAAGUACGUGUGCGAGCUGCACCAGAAGAAGUUCCGUCUGUACCUCGACAUCGACCUCGAGGUGCUGGGCAGGCAGGAGUUUGAGGACAUCGUCACGGACGCCGACGCGCCGUGCAGCACGGGCGACGCGCUGGCGGUGCGCCAGGCGCUCGUCGACAUGCUCUCCGGCGGCUGGUCCUCUGGCUCCGGCUCCGGCUCUGGCUCCCGUGCCGGCUCCGGCUCCCGUGCCGGCUCCGGUGCGGCGCCGCCGGCGCUGCGCGCGUGGCGGCCGCUUGGGAGCGUCGACUGGGAAACCGCGCUCGACAGGCAGGUCUACGGCGCGGGCUGCGGGCUGCGGAUGCUCGGAUCGCUCAAGGCGAAGAAGGGCGUGCGCGUCGGCGAGGGACGCCCGUACGCGCUCGUCGGCGGCGUCGGGCGCGGUGGCGAGGAGGUGGGUCUGGGAGAGGCCGCGCGCGACUCGGCGGCGCUGCUCGAGCUGUACACCGAGGAUUACAUAUCCACAAUUGGUGUCGACUUUAAAAUGCGGACGAUCGAGCUGGACGGCAAAGUCAUCAAGCUGCAGAUUUGGGACACGGCGGGGGUCGAGCGGUUCCGCCAUAUCAGCAGCACCUACUACCGCGGCACGCACGGCAUCAUCGUCGUGUACGACAUCACCAACCUUGACUCGUUCAACAACGUCAAGUGCUGGCUGACGGAGAUCGACAAGUACGCACGCGAGAACGUGCAGAGGAUGCUGGUCGGCAACAAGCUCGACCUCGUUGAGGAGAGCCCGCACUUGCGGCAGAUGGCAGAAGAUAAGCUGGCGAGCGCUGCCUCCGCGCCCGCACCAGCGCCCGCGCAUGAUGCUGCGGCCGUCUCCAGCAAGGCCGCGUCCGAGGCCAAGCUCGACGCGGCGCUGGCCGCCGCCGACGCUGGCCGCCGCCGAUCGAGCUGGCGCUGCACGAGGCCAACCAGGCCGGCGUCGACAGCGGCAAGCUGA
Messenger RNA from Emiliania huxleyi CCMP1516, 5835 nucleotides. RefSeq names its product GTP-binding protein. Gene Ontology annotation, molecular function: GTPase activity; 3'-5' exonuclease activity; nucleic acid binding. The transcript is spliced from 20 exons. Gene Ontology annotation, biological process: regulation of exocytosis; nucleobase-containing compound metabolic process; protein secretion. The coding region runs from base 1 to 5835 and encodes 1944 amino acids. Lineage: Eukaryota; Haptophyta; Isochrysidales; Noelaerhabdaceae. The record is from RefSeq and is a predicted model, not a curated record.